Molecule: messenger RNA, 1064 nt
Organism: Anopheles maculipalpis
Lineage: Eukaryota; Metazoa; Arthropoda; Insecta; Diptera; Culicidae
Product: CLIP domain-containing serine protease B4-like
Exons: 4
Coding region: 1-1059 (352 amino acids)
Biological process (GO): proteolysis
Molecular function (GO): serine-type endopeptidase activity
Source: RefSeq, a predicted model, not a curated record
AUGUUUGGCCGUGCAGCGUUUCUUGUAUGGUGGACAGUGUCAAGUGUUGCAGCACUCGAAUUGGGUCAAAAAUGUCUUACUCCUGUUGGAGAACCGGGCGAGUGUAUCCCGUUCCGGGAGUGUCAACCGCUGAUCGAUAUCUACAAUAAGCCGGUGCCAACGCCGGAUGAUACCAGGUUCCUCACAGAGAGCCGUUGUGGAAUGUUGGAGCGGAAAACGUUGGUUUGCUGUACGGUGUCGAGUAAGAAAAGUUCACUGCCAGAAUCUCCACACUGUGGCUUGCAAGUGGCCGAUCGUGUUAUUGGUGGUCAACCAACGGAGAUUGAUGAAUUUCCGUGGACAGCAUUGAUCGAAUUUGAAAAGCCGGACGGAAGCUUCGGCUUUCACUGUGGAGGAUCACUUAUCAAUGAGCGCUAUAUUGUCACUGCUGCACACUGCAUCAAGUCGAUCCCUCGUGGCUGGAAGGUCCAUCGUGUGCGGCUUGGUGAGUGGGAUUUGACUACCGCUAACGACUGUCAGAAUGACUUCUGCUCGCAUGCACCGAUCGAUCUGGACGUAGAGCAGAUUGUCGUCCACAACAACUAUGAUCCGAAGGACCAGAGCAAUGCCAACGAUAUCGCGCUGAUUCGUUUCACCCGACAGGUGCGCUACUCCCAAACAGUACGCCCGAUCUGUCUACCGUGGAGCGCAUCGUUGCGCAGCCGCGAUCACGUUGGACAGCCCAGUUGGGCAGCCGGUUGGGGUAAAACGGAAACAGCUACGGCGAGUGAGAAAAAGCUAAAGGUUGCGAUGAACGUUACAAGCUUGCAAGAUUGUGCUCCUGCUUAUCGGCGGGGUGGAAUUUUGCUAAAAGCAACCCACAUGUGUGCCGGUGGUGUACGUGGUAAGGAUACGUGUAGCGGGGACUCAGGAGGUCCACUGAUGCGACAGAUUACUGGUGCGUGGUAUCUGAUCGGUGUGGUUAGCUUUGGACCCCAAAAGUGUGGCACUGCUGGUAUACCAGGCGUGUACACGAACGUGGCAGAUUUUGUCGAUUGGAUACAGGACAAUAUAUACUAGGAAAG